Messenger RNA from Raphanus sativus (radish), 1185 nucleotides. RefSeq lists its product as uncharacterized. NCBI's taxonomy places the organism in Eukaryota, Viridiplantae, Streptophyta, Magnoliopsida, Brassicales, Brassicaceae. Bases 203 to 1048 code for a protein of 281 amino acids. The record is from RefSeq and is a predicted model, not a curated record. The transcript is spliced from 3 exons.
AAUCCCGUUUUAAAUAUACUUUUAAAUAAAAUAAAAUUGAAAAUUUUAAAUCAAAUUUAAAACAACAAGCAAACACAAAAUUUUGUACAUUUCGAAAAUUUAUUAGAUGGGCCUACUAUAAGAAAAGAAAGAGGCCCAAAUAAAAGCCUAUAGUUCAUACCAAAGCCUGCUUUUAGACUCUUCCAGAUCUCCUCCAAAAACAAUGCUAUCUUCUUCUCCCAUCUCCUCCGCCUUUACCCACCCACGCGCCGCCGCGUUAGCCACCACCUCCGGCGUAUCGAUUCCCCAUUCCUCCACCAGAAAAUUCCACCCUACCAACGUAAUCUUAUCCUACUUUCCACCUUCCUCGACGACACUACUCCUAUCUUCUUCCUCCUCACGUAGAUGUUUCACCCGCGACGAUGAAAGUGAAACCGAUGAAGAUGAUUAUUUGGUUGAUUGCUUGACAGAUGCGAAGACGGAGGAAUUGGUUGUAGGCGACGAUGGGGUUCUCAUUGAGGUGAAGAAGCUCGAGAAGAGCUCGCGUCGUAUCCGUUCCAAGAUCGGUAUGGAAGCGAGCCUCGACGCAGUGUGGAGCGUGUUGACUGAUUACGAGAAGCUGUCGGAUUUCAUACCGGGCCUUGUCGUUAGCGAGUUGGUCGAGAAGGAAGGGAACCGUGUUCGUCUUUUCCAGAUGGGCCAGCAGAACUUAGCAUUGGGUCUUAAGUUCAAUGCGAAAGCUGUUUUAGAUUGUUUCGAGAAGGAGCUUGAGAUUCUACCAAAUGGGAGGAGACGUGAAAUCGACUUUAAGAUGGUCGAAGGAGAUUUUCAGUUGUUUGAAGGCAAAUGGUCCAUUGAACAAUUAGACAAGGGGAUUCAAGGGGAGGCUUUGGAUCUACAGUUUAAAGAUUUUCCGACAACGCUUGCAUACACUGUAGAUGUAAAACCAAAGAUGUGGUUACCAGUGCGUCUUGUGGAAGGAAGAUUGUGCAGAGAGAUAAAGACAAACCUCUUGAGUAUUCGAGAUACAGCUCAGAAAGUCAUUGAAGGUGUUAUUCAUGAUCUUUGAGAUACGAUUUAAUAUAGCCUAUUAUAGGUUUUUGUUUUGUAUGAUUUAUAAAAGCUUAUGUAAUUGGCUUUACAUACUACACGUUUUUCUCACUUGUAUACGCUGAUCGUCUUUGAAUAUACCAAGUCUUUCCGACA